GCUGCAGCCUCGCUGCCGCCUGCAGCGCAGCUCCAGGACUUUCUGCACGCAGAAGCCUUUGGCACGGGAAUGGUGCUUCGAGCUGACAUGCAGCUUUCCGACAGGAUGGUUGGAAAGUGCCGAUUUUGAAGAAAUCAAAAUGUUCUGUGGGAGCAUGUUGAUUUUCAUCCGGUUUUUCUGAUGGGAAGCAGGCAGGGGCUGGGAGCCCGGCGGGCACCCGGGCGUGCAGGGAGCCGGGGCAGCGCUCUCCCCGCAGCAGCACCGGUGCCGGGGCUGGCAGGGCAUGGCGAGGGGACAUCCCAGCCCGCAUCCUCCUCAAAGGAGAGUUUGGUACAGGCUGUAAAAUAGGCAUCGCAUGGCUGCACUGCGUAGCUGGGAAAAUCGCUCUUGGUUUUGCUGCUCGCUGCGUGGGAGCGCGUGAAGCCGAGCAGCGGAUGGGAGCUGUGCAGGCUCGGCACCGCAGAUACCUGGCAUUCUUUGGCAAGUUCAGUGGUAAAUAUGAACAUUUGUCAACAUUUGACAACAGCUCCUUGGGACAUCAUGAAUUUGCUGGAAUCUAGACCACAGAGCACUUGCAAUAGCGCUUUUUAAAUUUUAAUUUAAUAUAAAUUAAAAAAUAAUCUCAUCUGGAUUAAUCGUAGUGAUGGCUAGCAAGAGAAAAUCCACGACUCCCUGCAUGAUACCAGUAAAAACUCUGGUGCUUCAGGAGACUGAGCUGGAGGCUGCAGAAGACGAUCGCGAAGGAACACAACAAGAUGCUCCCGCAGAAGGGCCGGCAGCCAGCGAUGCUGGUGCCAGCAACAGCAACAGCGGCGCCUUGUCUAAUGGGCACCGCGGCAUCGCCGAGGGCGACACUUUUGUCUGCAAGUAUUGCGACUUCGGAUCUCAAGACGCUCACCAUUUCUUUGCGCACCUGGACUCUGAGCACUUGGACUUCAGCAAAGACCCCGCGUUUGUGUGUGUUGCGUGCAACUUCCUGGCGAAGAGCCACGAAGGGCUCUCGCAGCACAACGCAGAGUCGCAUGCUGGCGAGACGAACUUCGUCUGGAGGCUGGCGAAGCAGGACAAUCGGACGGCUGUGGAGCAAAGUCUCGGCGAUGCCGCCAGCAGCCACGACCUUCCGGGAGAGGUCCCCGAGGAAGUGGUGGAUGGUCAGUCUGAAAUUAUCAUCACCAAAACCCCCAUCAUGAAGAUAAUGAAAGGCAAACCCGAGGCCAAAAAAAUCCACAUGCUGAAGGAGAAUGUGUCCAGUCAGUUGGGCGGAGAGUCGGAGACAAAAGAGGGAGAGCCUCCCUUCACGAACGGGCCUGUGCCGGUCAGCCAGCCCACCACGAGUUCGACAAAAUCGUCUCAUGUAGUGAACGGCUCCAUCCUCGGAAACGUGCCCGUUCUGCCAGCGGGUGUUGCCCAACUUGUUUCACUGCAGCAGCAACCACCCCUGCACCAGCAGCUACCUACAUCCAAGUCCCUUCCCAAGGUGAUGAUCCCCCUGAGCAGCAUUCCCACAUACAACGCAGCCAUGGACUCCAACAGCUUCCUGAAAAACUCUUUCCACAAGUUCCCCUACCCCACAAAAGCUGAGCUCUGCUACCUGACCGUGGUGACCAAGUACCCAGAAGAGCAACUGAAGAUCUGGUUUACGGCCCAGCGAUUGAAGCAGGGCAUCAGCUGGUCGCCGGAGGAGAUCGAAGACGCCAGGAAGAAGAUGUUCAACACGGUCAUUCAGUCCGUGCCGCAGCCCACCAUUACUGUGUUGAACACGCCGCUGGUUGCGAACCCCGGCAGCGUCCCGCAUCUCAUCCAGGCCACUUUGCCGGGCCACGUGGUGGGGCAGCCGGAGGGCACGGGGGGACUGCUGGUCACACAGCCCAUAAUGGCCAACGGCUUGAAAGGCACCAGCUCCUCCUUCACCCUGGCGGUGACGACAGUUCCCAAGCCCCAGCCGGCGGCGCAGCACAGCACGGUGAGCUCCGGCAAUGCCUCGGCCGUGAAGGUGGUGAACGCGGCCCCGUCGGUGCUCACUGCCUGCCCCGCCAUAUCCUCGCAAACCUUCCUGGACCCCAACGUCUACAAGAACAAGAAGUCCCACGAGCAGCUGUCCGCCUUGAAAGGCAGCUUCUGCAGGAAUCAGUUCCCCGGCCAGGCUGAAGUCGAGCGGCUGACCAAGAUAACUGGGCUGUCCACGAAGGAGAUUCGCAAAUGGUUUAGCGACAGGAGAUACCAUUACAGGAACGUGCGAGGCGGCAGAGCCAUCUUUCCCGGAGACAGUGCUCUCGAUUCUCUGCCCGAAAUACCCUUCGACGUGCCGCCCAAGGGAGUGGAGCUGACAUCUACAGCCGCGGCAACGCCUGUCACCCAUCACCCGACGCGGCGGCAGGCAUGGCACCAGACGCCCGACUUCACGCCCACCAAGUACAAGGAGCGCGCGCCCGAGCAGCUCAAGGCCCUGGAGAGCAGUUUUGCACAGAAUCCUCUUCCUCCAGAUGAAGAAGUGAAUCGCUUGAGGAGCGAGACAAAGAUGACGCGGAGGGAGAUCGAUAGCUGGUUCUCAGAGAGGAGGAAGAAGAAGGUGGCAGAAGAGAACAAAAAAGCGGAGGAGGCAGUUCAGCAGGAGGAAGAGGAGGCUGAAAACGGCUGUGGGGAAGGAGAAGACUCCUCAGAUGACCUGAGGGUCUUAAGCGAAAAUGGCUCGCUCGAUGCCUCUACCAACAACCCAAACUCAGCAGAGCGGAAAGUGAGCCCCAUCAAAAUCAACCUGAAGAACCUCCGGGUGACAGAGUCCAACGGCAAGAGCGAAGCGCCGGGCAUCGCCGCAAGCGAGAAGGGGGACGGUGGCUCCAGCCGGCCGCCCACCCCUCCGAAAACCAAACUGAACUUCAAAAAAACCGCCCAGCAGCGGCACUUGCUUAAGCAAAUGUUCGUGCAGACGCAGCGGCCGACGAACCAGGAGUACGACGCCAUCGUGUCCCAGACGGGCCUGCCGCGGGCUGAGGUCAUUCGCUGGUUUGGAGACAGUCGGUACGGCUACAAGAACGGGCAGCUGAAGUGGUAUGAGAACUACCGGCGCGGCAUCUUCCCCCCGGGCCUGGUGGAGGUGAGCCCGGCCGGCAGGGAGGUGCUGGAGGACUACUACAAGCAGCACAAGGCGCUGCGGGACGACGAUGUGCCGAGCCUCUGCGAGCGCACCCAGCUCAGCGCCCAGCAGGUCAAGGUGUGGUUUGCGCUGAAGGCGGAGGAGGAGACCAGGGGCGCCUCCGAGGAUGCCUUAUCCGGCACCAGCGAGCAAACGGGAAGCCAGAAGGGGCCGUACGACGCCUGCUCGGAGGUGUCGGAGAACAGCGAGCCCUGGGAGCCGGGCGGCCCCGAGGGUGGUGCUGAGCCCCCCGGUGCCCCCGUGCAGCCACCCGCCACGCAGCUCGAAACAGACUGAACUCAAACCACCUGCCCCAGAGGAUCCGCUCUUACCCUUGAGAAGAAGUUUUUUGGUCUUUAAGACCAUGGGCUGGCCUGAUACAAACCUCAGGAGCAGGACACGGUGAUGAAGCACUGCCAUAAAUGAGACCUUUGAGUGCAGCACAUGAGAGAGAGUACGUGCAAAAACUGGGCAACAGUGCAGAGCUCUCUGGACCAGCCUAGGAGCCAGCUGAGAGCUGGCAGAGGUGGGGGCCGUGAGUUCAGCUCGCACCCAGGAAAUAGGAUGCUCUUGUUUGCUUUCCAGUGGACAGACUUUCAGAUUUCAUACUCAUAUACUGAUGCCUACAGCUGCCUAUACAAGCAUAACGAAAUCUCAGACAUUGUGUAAACAAGGUCAUUGCUUAGAUAUGGACUAUCAUGGCACAAUACAUUUUUUUUUCAUCUGCCCAUUAAGGUGUUUGUUCUCUAAAGGCUGGCAUGGCUGCCUCUAUCUUCUCUGCCUUUUUCGGUCCUUCAGCCCUGGCAAGGAAGGGCUCUGCAGGGUGUGUGCACAGGUGUGUGUGUGUGUGAGCGUGUGCGUUAGGAGAGGAAAAGAACCUGAGGAGAAAGCUGCCAGUCUUGCGUUAAGUCAGGUGGGAGUUCAGCGAGGUGUUCAUCCACACGGAUGAGGUUAGACUUGGCAUUGCAUUACUCUCCAAUACGUCGCAGGUCCACGACCCCGAAAACCCAGGAGAGGCAGUUUGGUGUCAUUUGCCCCUUGUUGGCCAAAAUAUUUUUCCUUUUGCUCUUGGAGACCGACUGCAGCAGGCCGUUAAAUCUCCAAGUCUCCCUUUAAUCACUGAGAACUAGCACGCAAUAAUUUUUCCAUCCUGACCUGGAAUCCUUUUCAUUGUUCGGAGAGAACAAGCUGUUCUUCAGAGAACAAAUAGGGAGAAUAUGCAGAGUUGCUGCGAGUGGUUCAAGUUAUUGUUGUCUCCAAGGGAUCUGCGAGGCAGCAGCUCUUCUGCAGUCAGGAAGUUUCCCUCUUUCAGCCCUACGCAACUGAUCCUCCAGCAGCAGCACCGAUAACUUCAAGUAUUUGCUCCGGUAUUUUUUUAUUAUUAUUUUUUGGUCCAUCCUCAGUAGUUUUGGCCUCGUGUGAAAUAGCAAAACAAUUUCCUGGUUCCCAGGACCUGUAGCUUUUUUAUGUGCCCGUGCUGUCUCGGGUGGUUGCUGCAUGAUGCAACUUAAGGCUUUUUUUUAAUAUUCCUUUCUAAUAGAAAACAAGGGCUAGAAGAGCACUCUUGAGCUAUGAGUCUCGCCAAAUGCUGUGUCAGACCAUCCUGUCAUAAACUGAUCAAGUCCCAGCUCCAAAUUAGUUCCAUGUCUUGCCUUCACUUUUGCUCUUGGAAGGCAAUUCCAGAACUUCACUGCCUUUGAAUGGUUAGAAACUUUCUUUAAAUUUCUAGUUUGAAUUAAUUCGUGGCCAGUUCAUUCCUGGUUUGUUUUGGAGCCAACAUUGUCCUUUAACUUAAAUAGUUCUUGGUGUUUACCCGCUGAUGUAUUUAUGGAGAGUAGUCAUAGCUCCUUAUUUUUGCCAAGCUAACUCAGCCAAGCUUUUUCUGUAGAAGGUUUUUAUUUAGUGAGAGCCUUUUAAUGUGGGAGACUUUAUUGUUGGUGGUAAAUGAUAUUUAUUAGAAGGGUGGGUAGCAAGCCCCAAAGGAUCGGAUCCAGAGAUUUACAAAAAAUCUGUUUUAAAAACAAAAAGCUCUUUCAGAACCUCUUCCAAAGAUGGUGUCUGAUUUCUACCUUUAAUUGCUUUUGCUUUUCCAAUUCUUUCUUCGUCCCGUCUUUACGAGGCUGCCUUACUGACAUGUUGGGAGAGGCUCCAUCUGACAAGUGCUGCAGGGAGCGUUUCUCUCACCGACAGUACGUGCCUGCCCGGUAGGUGCCUGUGCUCAGACGCCUGCACUGUAACCCCCCUUAGCAGCCAGACGAAUCCUCCCCAGAAUGCCACGAGCUGACAGCAGGCUCCUAAAUUUCUCUCUUUAGCAGCACUGCUGCCAGCCGUGCCUUGGUUCGAGGCAGGGCCGGCAGCAGUGCCACCUCUGCCUCACCUGGGCUCGUCGCCUUGAGGAUUCAGCCCUCGGGGGCGAAAUCCUUCAUGCCCUCAAGCUCCACGGGCGAUGGGGGAAGCAGGGUGGUGCUAGAGCCGAGGGUGCUGGGCCUGGGAGCCUCGUGGCCUGAGAGUGUGUGUGUGUGUUCGCUGUUGCCUUCAGAGAACAAAUACAGGUAGGUAAUUUACUCUCUAUUGUCUAUGUACGUGCAGGUUUAUUUAAGUACACAUAUAUACAGUUCAGAUAUGCCAUUGAUUCUUUAUCGCAUUAAGAUGUACAUUAAAAAUGUACACUUCUACUAACUACUUGCUAUAUAAAUAUGUUGGAAACGUAGUUUGCCCAUUCAAGGUGAUUUUCUGUGGGAUUUUUGGUGUACACUUUAAAGGCCUGUGGCUGAUGGGAAGAGUGGUCCCCACUCCAUCGACAGAAAUGCUUAAGGACGAUGGUGUGAACUGGUCCCUUGGAACCGUUUUUCCAUGCACUACCUGAAACGUUUUGCACUUGGAUCGUAUUGGCCAGUUUUCCAGAAAAAAAAAAAUGAAAAGAGAAGUCUUGUGAGCUGGAGGGAGAAUUUCCCGGUGUACACAGAAAAAAACAGCCUUGAGGGUUGGAAGCUGCUGAGAAUUUUGAGCUUUGUCUGCAUGCAUUCAUACAAGCACAGCAGGAGUUUUCUUUCUUUUGGGUCAGAGGAAUUUUAAAAAGUGGUUCCAUGCAGGCUCCCCUCGUACGCAGAGGCCGAGCAGACGGGCUGGCAAGGCUCGUUGCGUGGGGAGGGUGAGAUUUAGGGACAAAAAUCAAAAUCAAAAAGUAAUCGUUUGCUUUCUAACUCCCACAUUCCUCGUUAUCUGCAUUUUUAGUUGACUUGAAAUCUCUAUGAAAGUAUAAGCUGAAAUGUUGAGGGUUUUAGCUCUGUGGUCUUCUGUUUCCCUAUCACAUCUUUUUUGAAGCUGACGAGAAGCAGGUGUCAUCUCCAAACAGACUCAGGUUUUGGUGCAGGACAUUACAAAUAAUAUGUUUGCAUCUGAAACUGAAAGAAAUAAUUGAGAGGUGGCUCCACAGUCCCAGCAGCAGCUCUUCUGGUGGUAAGAGGAAGCAUCACCACAAUUGUACACUUAGUGGCAAUUUUUAUCAUCAGCUAAUCAAAGAUGACUAUCUUGACUUGAAAGGAGGAGUGUAAGAUAGAGGUCAUGUAGCCAGUAAGGAAGGGAAUUAAGUUCUUCACCUCCAUCAGCUGUGUGUGAGCUCAGGCUUGAUAAGCACAGUAGUAAGAAUCAUUUUUAAUCCACGUGAAUCUUGUUACUUCUGUCUCUGAGGCUGCUUAGAUUAAGGUCACAAUCCAAUUGCUUAAUAACCUGAAACCCAGAUUUGUGCUGUGCCUGGCUCACUCACAGAAAGGGCUGCUGGUUCUCCCCAUGCAAGGAACAGAGUUGCUUUAUUCAUCCGUAUCAGCAGGCCAAGCUGUUUGAUUUCUAGCCAUAGCUCUGUGUUCUAUUUGGGUAGCUAAUUUUUCUGUUCCUUAACUAGCAUCCUGGAAAUCAUUAUUUUUAUUUUAUUUUUUUAAGCAGAACACUAAACAAACCAUGAUUUACAGGCUUCUAUUUCCUGAGAGCCAUUAUUCCUGUUUGCCUGAGAGCAGAGCACUGCUGCACGUCAGGCUCGCGGCCCUGGCAAGAGGAGUGGACUCAAGUGCUUGCUGCAGCGCACGGCAGGCAGCGGUCAAUGUCAGCACACAGAGCUCCAGCUGCAGGUAUUUAACGUGUCUGCUGUCCCCUCCCUGCCAGGGGCUUCUCUUGCAAAAUCAGGAGCUGCUGGCAGCUGUGAUUUGAAUCCCCACGGUCAGACACAGGGCUUGAUACAGAGCCUUCACCUGGCAGAGCAGCGCUCGCGCAGCAGCUGGAGCUGCGAUGUGUCUGUUUGGAUAAUUUUUGCUAGCCUGGUUUUCCAUUUAGGGUUUUGGCUAUUUUUUUUUUAAUGCAAAGCAUCAAUUUCUGGUCACAGGGAAGAAGUUUUGCACUCCUCCCUCCCCUUCUUGUAGGAACAGUUCAGAGGAGCCCUGAUGAGAUGAUGGCUGGAACCUGGUGUCACUGGGAAUCACAAGAGAACGAUGAUUUUCAGCACUUAGGCACAAACUGGCAAGUUAAGGUGAUACUACACCUGUCAACUGGGCAGUAUUUAAAAGGUUUUUUUAAAAUCUCUCUCCCGUUUCUCAGAUUAAUUUUGACACCACUCUUUUCAACUCCCAUCUGUGCCUGAUGUGGUUCGGCUCGCUGCAGUAACCUCCGUUUUAAUUUCUCAGUUGAUCACAACCAAGGGGGAAGAGCAGGCAAUACUCAGAAGUGGGUGGGGGAGGGACUUGCAAGCUGUACCUUUUCUUGCAAGUUUAGUUUCUGCUGUAUCUUUUGCUGGCAGUGCUCCCUGCCAGGAAUGCUGGAUUGGCAUCACAAAACUUUAAAGCAGAGCAAGUGAGCGCUGUUACCUAAGAAGGAGUGAUUUUUAUUUAUAUUUUUCUUGUUGCCUGUUCCAGUAGAGUGCUCUGUUGGCUGCCCUUGGCCAUAUUUUGAAGGCAUUAUUAAAGGCAGUUUUUCCCUUUGGAGGGUGGUUUUAGGACUCUUGCUCUCUGGUGCUAGUGAAGGUCAGGCCAGGAAUCCAUGGCAUAGAAAACUUCUUGCUAAAAAUUGCACUUUCUGUCUGCCCCAUCUGGCUGGUGGUGUUAUGGGUACGUGGCUGUGACUCCCCUUGCACAUACUAACAUUGCACUAAAAGAGACACUUUGGGAACAGCGUGUUGAUCACUUUGUUUCUCAGCAGACCACAAAGUCAGCCUAAUGGGGUCUCUUUUUUUUUUUUUUUUUAAUUAUUAUUAUUUAGAAAUCAUGCUGGUGCUGAAUGACCUGGAAUUUUUUUUUUUUUUUUUUUUGGCUUGGAUUUAUCCAAAAGAAAAAUGUAAUUGUAGCUGCACUGGGACCUUUCAUAAGGGUGGCCGUGUAGCUGGGGCACGGAGCAGCGGCUCUGCUGCGUGAAACCGUCUUUGUACCGGGGCGGCGCGGGGGGUUCCCGGGGGUUCUUAUCGUGUUUUUUUAAGACCACAAUUUUGAUGGUCACCUUGGCAACCGUGUGAGACAGGAAAUAGUUUUUACUUUUGGUAAAGGUUUUAAAGAGGAGGAAAAAAAAAAAAAAGUGAAGCUGCCUGUGAUUGUGGGCUGUGGCUAUUACUAGGGCUAGGGUAGCUUGUACCUGCUAUGGACUUUACCUGCUCUUAUUCUGAGGGCACAAACUCCCUGUAGCAACAAUGCCACUUCUGAGAAGUGAAUGGCAAGUUUCCCUUCCUUUUGUAUAUGUGGAUGUGAGGGUGGGCGAGGGGAAGCGUUUGCUUGUACAGUUUGUUGAAAUGAAACCAGACAUUUUUGGUUGUUCCUAAAUAAAGAGCAUAAAAUA
This is a messenger RNA of Oxyura jamaicensis (ruddy duck), 8944 nucleotides long. RefSeq names its product zinc fingers and homeoboxes 3 (gene ZHX3). NCBI's taxonomy places the organism in Eukaryota, Metazoa, Chordata, Aves, Anseriformes, Anatidae. Gene Ontology annotation, molecular function: DNA binding; DNA-binding transcription factor activity, RNA polymerase II-specific. Gene Ontology annotation, cellular component: nucleus. The transcript has 3 exons. Bases 644 to 3430 code for a protein of 928 amino acids. The record is from RefSeq and is a predicted model, not a curated record. Gene Ontology annotation, biological process: regulation of transcription by RNA polymerase II.